Molecule: messenger RNA, 1410 nt
Organism: Lachancea nothofagi CBS 11611
Lineage: Eukaryota; Fungi; Ascomycota; Saccharomycetes; Saccharomycetales; Saccharomycetaceae
Source: the annotation of a GenBank genome assembly
AUGACACUGACCAGCAAAAUACCAUCGGAAGAAUCGGCUUCUCAGGAUGUUGAAAAGCUCUCUCAGGGUUCUAAAAAGCAGCCCGAAACGGAGGAGCCCAGUGGUGUUAUGCGGUGGCUCGUGGUAUUGGCAUGUUUCAUAUAUAAUAUCACCUGCUGGGGCGCAAAUUCUAGCUACGCCAUUUACAUUGAACAAUAUAUCAACAAUGGCACUUUUGAGGGUGGCAACGAGCUACAUUUUUCAGCAAUUGGCGGUAUCGCCUUUGGCGCAGGCCUGCUCUUUGCUCCAAUCAUUACGUGGCUUUAUCGUCGCUUCAGUGUGCAGGCAGUAAUAGCUAUUGGAAUUGUCUUUCAAGCCGUUGCCUUUAUGCUAGCCGCCUACUCAAAAAAAUUAUGGCAACUUUAUCUAACGCAAGGUGUUUUAUUGUCCUUCGGAUUGGCCUUCAUGUUCAUUCCGAGCAUUACGCUAAUACCAUUUUGGUUUUACAAGCAGCGUGCUUUGGCUAUGGGAAUUGCUACUAGUGGUAGCGGUAUUGGUGGCAUUGCCUUUAAUUUAGGCAUGCAGCGCAUGAUUCAAGUCCGGAGUGUCAAAUGGGCGCUUAUUGUGCAGUUUAUUGUGUGCUUUGUUCUCAAUUGCAUUGCAUUGGUUUUUACUAGAACUCGAGAGAGUACCGGUUCCAAGAACGCGGUUAACCGCAUUCAGCUUUUUGACAAGCAGCUCUUUUCCAACAUUGGAUUUUGGCUUUUAAUGGGGUGGGUUUCAUUCACCAUGUUGGGUUACGUCGUGGUAUUGUACACCCUUUCAGCCUUUACCGUGGGGCUUGGAUAUUCAGCUAGGCAGGGUUCGUACGUAUCGUGCAUGAUCAGUGUUGGGUGGACAGUUGGGCGGCCAAUGGUAGGUUACCUAUCUGAUAGAUUUGGUGUCCUGAGUGUUGGAACCAUAGUGCAUUUAGUGUUGGCACUGUUGUGUUGGGCAAUGUGGAUACCAUGUUCAAACUUGGCCACCGCCAUUGCGUUUGGUCUGCUCCAAGGAAUUUUUAUGGGGACAAUUUGGGCAACUGUUGGUUCAACUGUUGCAAGAGUUGUUGGUCUUAAAAAGAUGAGCGUCACUUUCUCAUUUGUAUGGAUUUUCGUGGCCGCCUUUGGAAUGGUAUCACCGAUCAUCGGUCUAAAAUUGUCGUCUGAAGGUUCCGAUGGCAGUGACUAUGUAAACACGGCUAUUUUCAGCGGCUUUGGAUACUUUGGAGGAGCAUUGUGUCAGUGGCUCUUGAGAGGCUACAUCAUAGCUCGCGACAAACUGAUAAGAUCAGAGAAGGUCGAAAAUGAUGCCAACGAAUUGCAUUACCAAACCAAACCAGUGGAAGUUUUCAAGAGUUUAUUUCAAGUUACUAAUUUACCUAGAAAAGUAUAA